AUGAAACUGCAGGCGCUGCCGCUUCUCGCCGCCGUGGCGCUGGGAGCACUUUCCCUUCUUUUGCCGGUUUCUUCUCUUCAGAUGAGAAGAAAACCUUUUUAUAAUUCUCAGCAGACGUUUAUCAAUCAAGAGGACGACAGAAGGCUGCAGGAUUCCGCUGAUUCAGAAAACACCGCUGCGGUGUAUGCGCAGCUCCAGCCGCCGGCAACCAACGAAACCGCAGGAGAACGCGUCAUAAAUGUUGCAGAUGAACACCAAAAUGAAAGUCUUGUUCAGCUUUUUGGCACCAGUAAAUAUGUUAAGAAGCUUAAGGAGGAAUACAAAGAGCUCAAGAAGCGAUAUAAGAAGUUGCAUUCAAGUAACGACUACAAAAAAUUCAAAUACGAGACGAUGAUAACUGCACUACAACGGGCACUAGGGCUCCCGGUCACUCACCGCACUCGUCUUUGA
Molecule: messenger RNA, 450 nt
Organism: Eimeria mitis
Lineage: Eukaryota; Apicomplexa; Conoidasida; Eucoccidiorida; Eimeriidae
Exons: 2
Coding region: 1-450 (149 amino acids)
Source: RefSeq, a predicted model, not a curated record